Molecule: messenger RNA, 1551 nt
Organism: Dothidotthia symphoricarpi CBS 119687
Lineage: Eukaryota; Fungi; Ascomycota; Dothideomycetes; Pleosporales; Dothidotthiaceae
Product: MFS transporter-like protein
Exons: 3
Coding region: 1-1551 (516 amino acids)
Biological process (GO): transmembrane transport
Molecular function (GO): transmembrane transporter activity
Source: RefSeq, a predicted model, not a curated record
AUGGCGCGACCAAAAUGGCUGUCGUCAUUGACACAGCAUGGCUCGAAACCACCUUACAUGUUGAAGAUCAGAAGUUCAGAAGGAUUUAUAACCGGCACGAUAGCUCUGGCCGUAUUCACAGACAUGUUUCUCUACAGCGUCAUCGUUCCUGUCAUUCCUUUUGCCAUACAAUCGCGUAGCCAUGUGGAACACGACAGGGUGCAAUACUGGGUUUCUGUUCUCAUCGCCGUCUAUGGGGCGGCUCUGCUUGCCUUCUCUCCAUUGUGUGGAUGGCUUGCGGAUCGCGGCGCGUCUCGUCGAUCUCCGCUUCUCUUUGGACUGUUCGCGCUGUUGGGGGCUACGGUCUUAUUGCAGAUUGGCAGUUCUAUAGGAGUCUUGAUUGCCGGACGCGUUCUGCAGGGUGCAUCAGCUGCGGUUGUAUGGGUUGUUGGCCUUGCGCUCUUAGCUGAUACGGUUCCCCAAGAGAGGCUUGCUCAAAGUAUGGGGCAUGUUUCCAUCGGAAUGUCACUUGGUAUUUUCAUAGCCCCAUGUAAGCAACUUACCAUCAUAAGUAGUACGCAAGUGGAAAUUUUACUAACCAUGACUGCACCUUCAGUACUGGGUGGAGUCGUUUUCGAUAACGCCGGAUAUGACGCUGUAUUCGCCAUGGCCUACGGAUUGAUUGCGCUCGAUAUUGUACUUCGUCUCUUACUCGUGGAGAAGAAGGUAGCCGCACGAUGGGAUUCCGACGCAGGACCAGUACCAGUGGUCAUCAACGAAGAGUCGGAGAACAGCCAGACGGAAGUCGCAACGCAUGCCUCUGAUCCUGAGAAGGCGAUGCAAAUCACCCCCGCCCAGCCACAGAUGAAACCUGCAGACGCUUCAACUCCUUCACCUCGUUUCCGCGAUCGCCUACCACCCGUCCUCUCACUGCUUUAUUCUCGACGUCUGCUCUCUGCCUUGUUCUGCUCCCUCAUCCUAGCCGCCCUUACGACCUCUUUUGACUCUGUCCUCACUAUCCGCGCCGCUACAAUUUUCCAUUGGAACUCAACAGGAGCAGCGCUGCUCUUCCUGCCUCUUGUGAUUCCCACCUUCCUAGCGCCCCUGUUUGGCUGGCUCAGCGAUAAGUACGGGAGUCGUUACUUUGUUGUACUUGGCUUCCUGGGUGCUUGCCCGCCUUUUGUCUGCCUUCGCUUCGUCGAUGAGAACACUAUGAGAGACAAAGUGUUGCUCUGCGCGCUACUUGCGGUGGCUGGACUUUUCCUUGCACUUACAUACCCACCAAUCAUGGCCGAGAUCUCAGUUGUGGUGGAGGCGAAGGAGAAGAGCAUGCUUGCGCGUGGCCAUCCAGGGUUUGGACCUGGUGGAGCGUUUGGUCAGGGCUACAGCUUGUUUAAUGUUGCUUUCGCAGGAGGCUGUAUGGUUGGACCACUUUUGGCCGGCUUCAUUGUGGAGGACAAGGGAUGGGCGACGAUGGCUUGGGUGCUGGGGCUAUUGUCGGGCAUCACGGCUCUGCCUGCGUUUUUAUGGAUGGGUGGCUGGCUGCUUGGAAAGACGGAUCAUGGGAGUUGA